Siniperca chuatsi (mandarin fish) is the source of this 968-nucleotide messenger RNA. Its product is annotated as chymotrypsin-like elastase family member 2A. Gene Ontology annotation, biological process: proteolysis. The record is from RefSeq and is a predicted model, not a curated record. The transcript has 8 exons. Gene Ontology annotation, molecular function: serine-type endopeptidase activity. NCBI's taxonomy places the organism in Eukaryota, Metazoa, Chordata, Actinopteri, Centrarchiformes, Sinipercidae. The coding region runs from base 89 to 904 and encodes 271 amino acids.
AAGUUAAUGGUUGCCUAAUACUUUCUGAAGGUCUUCCAGUCUAAAACUGGUAUAAAAGCAAACUGCCACUGGUCCUCAGUGCUCCAACAUGAUUUGGCUUGUGGCUUUUCUGUCCUGCAUUGGGCUGAUUUCUGCUGAAACACCCUUCAACCAUUAUGUGCACAAUCAGAGGGUCAUAGGAGGCCACGAUGCUAAACCCAACACCUGGAAAUGGCAGGUUUCUCUCCAGUAUGAUUCAUACAAUGACGGUUUAUUCUACCACAUGUGUGGAGGCUCUAUCAUUGAUAGUUUAUACAUUAUGACUGCAGCUCACUGUAUCCUCAGCAUGGAUGCUAGUAUGUACCGUGUGGCGGUGGGUGAGUAUAACUUGUACAAGUAUGAUGGCAGUGAGCAGUUCAUCCAUGUGGAAACAAUUGUCGUCCAUCCUGGCUGGACUGAAGACCUUGGCAAAGGAAAUGAUAUUGCUCUCUUGAGACUGGCAAAUCCUGUGUAUUACAACGGCCACGUGGCUAUCGCCGAACUUCCCACCCCUGGCGAGAUGCUGCCUCAUGACUUCACCUGUUACAUCACCGGCUGGGGACUCAUGGACUAUGGAGGGAGCAUCCCUGCCAUCUUACAGGUGUCUCCCAUCGCCGUGGUGGAGCAUUCAAUCUGUUCCCAGCCUAACUGGUGGGGCAGCAUUGCUCUGAGAUCCAUGAUAUGUGCUGGAGGGGAUGGAGUCAUAUCAGGCUGCCAGGGCGACUCUGGAGGUCCCCUGAGCUGCUUCACCGACGGAGCCUGGAGAGUCCACGGUGUUGUCAGUUACGGUCCAGCUGGCAGGUGCAACCAAGUGUUUAAGCCCACCGUCUUCACUAGAGUCUCUUCCUUCCUAGACUGGAUCUAUUCAGUUGUAAGAAGUCAAUAGAUUGAGCAGUGUUUUGUCCAAACUGUAAAAUGGAACCUGUGAAAUAAAAUGAAUAUGCAUCUCA